This is a messenger RNA of Gadus chalcogrammus (walleye pollock), 4236 nucleotides long. It is a transcript of the gene rps6ka2, whose product is annotated as ribosomal protein S6 kinase, polypeptide 2. The transcript is spliced from 22 exons. Gene Ontology annotation, biological process: protein phosphorylation; intracellular signal transduction. The record is from RefSeq and is a predicted model, not a curated record. Bases 451 to 2718 code for a protein of 755 amino acids. Lineage: Eukaryota; Metazoa; Chordata; Actinopteri; Gadiformes; Gadidae. Gene Ontology annotation, molecular function: magnesium ion binding; ATP binding; ribosomal protein S6 kinase activity.
UGUGAACACCAAGUCGGAGGUUCAGGGAGUCGUGCUUCUGCGCAGACAUCCACGCACUGCAGGCUGAGAUCCACACAGGAAAGGCACGGAGAGGGAGAUUGACAGAGAGAGAGGGAGCGAGAGAGAGAGAGAGAGAGAGAGAGAGAGAGAGAGAGAGAGAGAGAGAGAGAGAGAGAGAGAGAGAGAGAGAGAGAGAGAGAGAGAGAGAGAGAGAGAUUUAGAGAGAGAGAGCAAGACACGGGUAACGAGUGGGCGCAUCAGAAGGACAACUUCACGAUGGGGAAGGAUGAAAUUGCGUCGCCGGCUGCACUGUUGAUUAUGGGAUACCGUAGUUAGGAGGGGAGAAGACACUCUAUCAAAUAGAGACCACUGCCUAUAUUCUCAGUCUUGGGACCCCAGACAGGGAGAAUGUUCUUAUUAUGGGAUAGAUAGACAGGCUUCCUUGUUACCAUGGAUACUAACAUGCGAAAAUUCACAGUGAGAAGAUGGUUUUCAAUUUAUUUGAAGAACAAGGCGGCGAGAAACAAAAACAAUGCAGGCUUUUGUCAACUAGAGGACGACAGCAUAGUGAAGGAGAUAGACAUCAGCCACCAUGUUAAGGAAGGCUGUGAAAAGGCGGAUCCCUCUCAGUUCCAUCUGCUCAAAGUGCUGGGGCAAGGCUCCUAUGGAAAGGUGUUCUUGGUGAGGAAGAUCAGAGGGGCAGACAGAGGUCAUCUCUAUGCCAUGAAGGUCCUGAGGAAAGCCACCCUGAAAGUUCGUGAUCGUGUGCGGUCGAAAAUGGAAAGAGACAUUCUGGCAGAAGUGAACCAUCCUUUCAUUGUUAAGUUGCACUAUGCGUUCCAGACAGAGGGGAAGCUGUAUCUCAUUUUAGAUUUUCUUCGAGGGGGAGACUUGUUUACGCGCUUGUCAAAGGAGGUCAUGUUUACUGAAGAGGAUGUCAAGUUCUACCUGGCAGAGCUGGCCCUGGCCUUGGACCAUCUGCACAGUCUGGGCAUAAUCUAUCGGGACCUCAAACCUGAAAACAUACUUUUGGAUGAAGAUGGCCAUAUAAAGAUAACUGACUUUGGACUGAGUAAAGAGGCAAUAGAAAACGAUAAAAGAGCGUAUUCUUUCUGUGGAACAAUAGAAUACAUGGCGCCAGAGGUCGUGAAUAGACGAGGACAUACACAGAGCGCCGACUGGUGGUCAUUUGGGGUAUUGAUGUUUGAGAUGUUGACAGGAUCAUUACCCUUCCAGGGAAAAGACCGAAAGGAAACAAUGGCUCUUAUUCUCAAAGCUAAACUGGGGAUGCCACAAUUCCUCAGCCCUGAAGUGCAGAGUUUGUUGAGAGCUCUCUUCAAAAGGAAUCCCACUAAUCGCCUUGGUGCUGGACCAGAUGGGGUAGAGGAGAUUAAACAACACAGAUUCUUUGCACCUGUAGACUGGAACCGGUUGUACAAAAGGGAAAUAAGACCUCCGUUCAAACCGACAGCCGGAAGGCCAGAGGACACCUUCCACUUUGACCCCGAGUUCACCUCCAGAACCCCCACUGAUUCCCCCGGCAUCCCUCCUAGUGCCAACACACACCAGUUGUUUCGAGGCUUCAGUUUCGUGGCCACAGAAAACAGCCCUGAACCCUGCGCGUCCACUGGCCCCGCCCCUCUGCCGGAAGCCAACAACAACAACGCAGUCGUACAGCAUAGUGACAUAUUAUUCAGCGAUGUGUAUGAGCUGAAGGAGGAAGGGAGACCGACAGCGCCCUCUGUCUACAAGAGAUGUCUGCACAGAGUUACUGCCGUGGAGUACUCAGUGAAGAUAAUUGACAAAGCAAGGAAGGAUCCAGCUGAGGAGAUUGAGAUUCUGUUAAGAUAUGGACAGCAUCCAAAUAUCCUUACUCUCAAAGAUGUGUAUGACGCCGGGAACACUGUGCAUCUGGUGCAGGACUUGAUACGGGGAGAUGAGCUGCUGGAUAAAGUCCUCACCAUGCCAAACUUCAGGGAGAGGGACGCCUCCCACAUCCUGUGUACCCUCGCCAAGACCGUAGAGUACCUGCACUCCCAGGGGGUCGUCCACCGGGACCUGAAGCCCAGUAACAUCCGCUUCUCAGACGACACGGGGAACCCAGAAUCCAUCAGGAUCUGUGACUUUGGGUUCGCUAAGCAGCUCCGAGCUGAGAAUGGACUACUGAUGACUCCCUGCUACACAGCUACCUUUGUAGCUCCUGAGAUUCUGAAGAAGCAGGGUUACGAUGCAGCCUGUGACAUCUGGAGCCUAGGGAUCCUGCUCUACACAAUAAUAGCUGGGUUCAGCCCCUUUGCCAGCGGCCCAGAUGACACUCCAGAGGAGAUCCUCGCUCAGAUCGGAUGUGGGAGGUUCCUUCUGGUGGGGGGGAACUGGGACCUGGUGUCAGACUCUGCCAAGGACAUUGUGACCAAGAUGCUACACGUGGACCCUCAUCAGCGUCUGACCGCCCACCAGGUUCUUCGCCACCCCUGGAUCGUAGAGAGAGAGCAACUCUCAGAUAAACCACUCAGCAGACAGGACGCCCUUAUUGUGAAGGGGGCGCUUUCGGCCACCUACUCGGCUCUGAAGCGCAACGCUCCUGCUCCGGUGCUGGAGCCUGUACUCACUUCCAGCCUGGCUCAGCGACGAGGCCUGAAGAAACUCAGUAGUAGCAGCCCCACAUUCAGCGCCAGUGCCCGGAGUCCGGACGAAGAAUUCAACCCGAGCAUCAAAUAAAAUCGAGCACCACUACUUGCCCCUUGAAGACACGUUCACAGAGGGGAGGAGGCCAUAAGAACUGUAGAACAUGUCUAGGACUCAUAAAAGUGUACGUGGGGGUUUCUUCCUUCAUUCUAGUGUCUUAGAAAGACCGUUUCACAGUGUACGUUUUGAGCAGAGAAGUCAAAGCCCUUGUUACCGAGGUAUGCCAGCUGAACUAGGCUUACUACUUUUAUGAAAUAUUUAUAAAAAUGUUUUCACACACAACUGUGUGUGAACGGAUAUUUGGACAUGUUUCUUUCUUGCUGGUGAAAAGCCUGCAAGUGGAUUGUGUGGAUGUUGAAUGCAAUAUGCCAAAUAGUCCUAGUCUAGUUUUUAGUUUAGGCUCUUACGUUGUAUACAUGAUGUAGCAGGUUGUCACAAUGGACAGCAUAUUAUCUAAAGAGAUUUACCCAGAUAAUCAUAGACAUAGUCACACAUAUGUUUUUUUUUUAAAUAAUAUACGCCAUUUGGUCUUUAGUGUUGUUGUGAUAUAGAAAAACAACAGGCUUAGUUUUACAUGUUAUACUAUAUUUGUGCUUGCUGAUAGUUCAUGAUACCAAAAAUAUAAAUGUUGUGUUCCCUGUGCAUGUUUGAUGUCCAUUGUAAAUUUUCACUAAUGCUCUUAAUUAGCUGCUAGAAUAUUUGGGUAGAGCUAUUUAUGAUGCUGAUAGUAACAUUUUAUUUUAAUUGAAUUUUUCUAACAGAGUAUCCAAAUCAUACUUUGGCCAAAGAUUAGCUUAAAAUAAUAAAGAGGAAUUGGAAUGCUUAUUUUUUACCUCUCAGUAACUCCAUAGUAGCAUUAGUUACUGCUACUAUUGCUACAUAAUUCUAUCACACAGCUUUUGGUGAAAUAACUUUUCUGUGUAAGUGUGUGUGUCAAGUCAAUAGUAUAGGCCUAUUCAUCUGUGACGGGUAUCAGCUAAAAUACUGAAAUGGUAAAGACCACCAUUGGUUUUGUUUGUGUCGUGUGAUACUAAUCCAACUCAUUCUCAUAUGCAGAUAUGUAGCUUUUGUGUUUAGCAAUGACAGUUGGCAAGUCAUGUAGGCUUUUUGAUGCUUUACAACCACUGAUCAAAUACAUGAAUGUACACACAGUAUAUUCGAAGCCAAUAUACACAUUUAUAGCAACUUAAAAUGCAUAUGUUGUCAUGUAUUCAAAAAGUAAUAAUGUUCAUCUUAUUUUUGCAGAAAAGUAUUUAUUUUAUAAUAAUUGUUGAAAUGGACUGGGGUUACAUUGUACAUUGUUAUACAUUGUGCUGAGUCACCAUAAACUGUAAAUUGUAAAUAUUCUUCAUUCAUGUAUAUUGUACAUAAAUUGACACACGACGACUUGUAAGUAAAGGGAAUGUAAAUAUAAAAUUUGGCAAUCAUACCUAAGGAAAGAGUGUAUAUUUUAUGUUUGCAUAUAUAUUAAAAUUGUAAAUAGAUUAUAUUGUAUUGUGCAAUUAUUCCUGAGACUGUAAAUUCUGUGUAUAUCUUUUUACAAAUAAAACA